Suricata suricatta (meerkat) is the source of this 2100-nucleotide messenger RNA. It is a transcript of the gene C1H8orf58, whose product is annotated as chromosome 1 C8orf58 homolog. The transcript is spliced from 8 exons. The record is from RefSeq and is a predicted model, not a curated record. NCBI's taxonomy places the organism in Eukaryota, Metazoa, Chordata, Mammalia, Carnivora, Herpestidae. The coding region runs from base 1 to 1245 and encodes 414 amino acids.
AUGCACCACCAGCACUGGCUGGGCUGGCACCUGAUGCCCCUCACUCUACCUGUGGUGAAUGCUGCCAGCCCAGAUGAGCCAGACGUAGGCGGCCCUCCAUCCUCUCCAGCCGUAGUUCGUGCAUCAUUGUUACAGCUGGGGACCCAGAGCGUGGAUGGGGUUGGCGGGGACCUGGCACGCGGCUGUGUAGUACCUGGAGUCAGCAGCACCUACCGACGGAUCCCGGACGCUGUUCAGGGUUGCUCCCUGGACUCCUGGAAAGGGGAUGGCCAGCUGAGAGGCCUCAGGAGGCAGGAGCCACUUCUCAAACUGGCUUCCUGGGACUCAGGAGUGGAGAUGGUGGUUGAAGACAGCUCCCUGGCCACCUCACCAGGCCUUACUCAGGACUCUCUGGACUUUGAGCCUACAGGGAUCCCUGAGCCCCUUGGCCUUGCUGCCACAGAGCCUCCUGCCCACCUAGGCCGGCUCCUGGCCAAUCGUAAGCUAGAGCAGGUGCUGAAGCGGUCUCGCCAGCUCCCGACCUCCCCUGUUAGCAUGUCACAACACCCCUAUUCCCUGAAGCCACCAAUCAAGCCUGAAUGUGAAAUGCCCCUUUUUGGAGCAGGGGAACAGGAGGCCACUGAGGCAGAAACUGACCUAGAGGCAGGCCUGGAAGGAGCAGAGAUGGUGGGGGGCCUGGGGCCUGAGGCCUGGGCCUGUCUCCCAGGGCAGGGGCUCCGCUAUCUGGAACACCUGUGCCUGGUGCUGGAGCAAAUGGCAAGGCUCCAGCAGCUCUACUUGCAGCUGCAGACCCAGAGGCCCCCAUGGGUGAGUGAGCCACAGGAUCCUGAAGUGGAGGAGGGGCAGCACCAGCCACCAGCCCUGGCCCCUUCACCUCCACCUUCUUGUGCCCCAGGCAGUGAGGUGCAGGAACUGCUCAGCCAGACUCAGGAAAUAGGGGCCAAAACAGCUUCACCCCUAGAGGUAGGGGUUCCCAGUGCCAACACUCCCAGGCUUUUAGAGGCUUCAGCAGAGCCAGUUCAUAUCUUCCCAUCCUCCCAGGGACACAAGGUCAAGGUCCUGCUCAACCGGAUCCGUUGGAAGAGCUCGAAACACUCUGAGUCCCCUGCCCCUCCUGAUGGCCCUGCCCCAAGGAUAGAGUCAAGGGGCAUCCGUGAAAGACCUCCAUGCCAGCCCCUCCGGAAAACCUUUAUGCCAUCAUUUGUGGUUAAGAAGCAACGAGCCAAAAACCUUUCUGUAUGCUGAGACCUCCUGGUGCAGAGACAUGACGCUGGGUGGAGGGGUGUGCAGUGAAGUCAUCUUCCUCGCCCUUUGCCCUGUUAACUGUUUAUGGGCACUGCCAGGAAAAGCUGCUGAUGCUCACCCUUCUUUCUGAGGAGAAGGCUGGACCUUUCUCCUUUGGGCAGCCUGGCAGAGGAGCCCUGGUCCCCUGAGGGCCCCAGGGUGCAGCAGCCCCCGGGCGCCUUGCUGGUUGCCAGGAAUCCCUGGGCCUAGACAAUGUGAACUAACUAACUUAUUUACCAGGAGUCAUGAAGCAUGGUAAAUGGGGGCCUAGCGUGUCGCAGAUGUGCAUUUAUACAAAAUGAUACGUGUGUCUCUGCAAGUCUAUCACUGUUGUGAACUGGCUGGAUGCAACCAUGUCUUCUGAAUCAUGCAUUCAAAGGGUUGGUCUAGGUGAGGUAAAGGAUGGAACUGACCUUCAUUCCUCAGUGGGCAGUUCCUGAUUUGGAAUCUUGCUUUCCUCCUAAUACCUUCGUGGGCAGCCCCAGGGCAGAGAAGGGUGCUCUGUUGGGUUCCUCUGCAUUGAGUCUUGCCUGUGGAGCAGAGUCCCUGAAGACUGAACCUGAAAUAGAAAGGUCAGGGACAACAUGGAGAAUAGCAGAGUGAACUUCAAAGUCUGUCUGAGCUGCUUUGGUCCCUAAUAUCCUUAAUACAUCAGAGCUGAAACCAGAGACUCAUACUAGCUUUUAGACCUUGACAAAAUCCCUUAAUUUUUGUGAGCCGUAGCUUCCUACUUAAUCUCCCAAAUGGUCUAAUGAUAUCUGCCCUACCUACCUACCUCACAUUCUUACUAUGAAGAUAAAACGAGAUGAAACUGUC